Dermacentor andersoni is the source of this 1628-nucleotide messenger RNA. Lineage: Eukaryota; Metazoa; Arthropoda; Arachnida; Ixodida; Ixodidae. The record is from RefSeq and is a predicted model, not a curated record.
AGUGGAGAGAGUUUCAAGUGAGAGAGUUUCAAUGGGGCCGAGCCCCACACAGCGAAAGUAGAUAAACAUAUCAGGAGUGUGGUACUGGCGCCUUCAAUUGGUGCUCUUCCCUUAUGGCUUGCGGUGGCUGAUCGAAAAUUGCGGCGGCGUGCAACGGAAGAUUAAAAUGCCCCCAAAACAAAUCCUCAGCAAGGAAGAGUUGGCAGAGCGAUGUUGUCUGCGUGCCAAAAGGUAUCGAUAACGUUGUACUGCCACGCAAGAUCAUUUAUUAUACGCAAAUAAAUCCAUGCUCUUCGCCAGCUCCUAUAGUAUAUGCCAGAGCGAUAGGCGGGCAGCCACCUUUUAUUCUUUUCGGAAAGGGGCAGCGCCGGCUAUUCAGGCAAAAAAAUUCAGUCUUGUGCGGCAUAUUAAUGCUUCUUUAACGCGCACACGUCAUUUUGACGCGGUGAGUUCUCGCGGUUUUGUGACGUCGCGUGGCAGACAGGCAAAGUGGGCGCAGCCUAAUAACGUUUCACCAAGAGCUAUUGGUCAAACGACGCCUUUUUUUUUUUUUUUUUGCUAAUGGCGAAAAGGGCGUCAAAUGAAAAAAUAUUAUUUUUCUUUCCUUUGGUCUAAUCACGCAUAAUUAGUGUGUACAUACCUUAUCAGAUGGGGCAUUCUCGCGGUUUUGGUGGCAUCGCUUGACAGACAAGGGCAGUGGGGCUGGGCCGAAAAUGUUUUGACUAAUCGUGGAGGGUAGAUUACAGAAAUGAAAUAGAAAAGUUUGGAACAGUCUUACGUUAUAGUGCCCCUGGUUAAUUUACUGUUUUGUUAUUUAUUAUUUGACAAAAUUCCAAAUUAAAUUGAUUGAAAUUUGUUAACUUGUUUGCUCUCAUUCAAAAAGCAUACGUUUACCCCCAUGAAACAAAAAUCUCUACCAAUACUUUGUUUCAUUGUAUAAUUUCAACUGUUUUCUCACACACACUUUUCCCGUCAAGUUUUGUCCCCCUGCCCUACCCAUUUAGGCGACGGCUUCUUGGCCAAUCUACCGUAAUGGGUACGUGCCAUAAUAUAGGAAGCAAGCAAGCAAGACAGAGGGCAAGCAAGCAAACGAACAAGAAUGGCCUGUUCGCACCUUGUUCUAGCUGCCACCGGAUUUGUUCUCCUGGCGCCUGCGGCAGUCGCCUUUCCGCACCUUCACGUCAUAAGACUGGGAGAAGAAUCGAAGCCAUAUGUUUCUACCUCGACUGACUCAGACUCACCACGAGACGUCGAGGAUACCAUGGAAGAAGAAACACGAAUUGGCUCCAGCAACGGAACUGCUUCAACUGGACCGGGAACUGCAUGCAGCGAGCACGACCACUGCGCAGCCAUCCUGAUGUGUUUGGCAUCCGGUACUUGCGGUUGCCCAGAACACGCGCCUGUGCUGGUGCGUGACUCGGGCAGCUACGCCUGCGUCUCACAAAUAAAAGCAUGGAAGCCUCUGAAGAUUACCAUGUUCCCGGCGGUGCUGCUCAUCCUGGCGUUCACUGUGCUUGCCUUUGUUGGCUAUAACAGGCGAGCUGUCUGGUAGGAAAUCUUUUAUUUAAGUUGGAUUAUGUCUGCACAAAAACGUCCUGUUUGUUAGCUUUCUGUAACUGAAAAAGAAA